Molecule: messenger RNA, 1416 nt
Organism: Durusdinium trenchii
Lineage: Eukaryota; Dinophyceae; Suessiales; Symbiodiniaceae
Source: the annotation of a GenBank genome assembly
AUGUACAAGAUCGCGGGCGAGUUGCUGCCCUGUGUCAUGCAUGUGGCUGCCCGUGCUUUGGCAGGACAGGCAUUGUCCAUUUUUGGAGAUCAUAGUGACGUGAUGGCUUGCCGAUCGACCGGAUGGGCAAUGCUGGCUUCAGAGUCAGUUGAAAUGGCACAGGUGAAUGCAAUCGUGGCCCACCUUGUGUCAAUGGAGCGCAGGGUUCCUGUGCAACACUUUUUUGAUGGUUUCCGCACCAGUCAUGAAGUGAACAAGGUGAAACUCAUUGACUACAAUACCAUGAAGUCCUUCAUCAAUUGGGAGGCCGUGAAGGAACAUCAUGACCUAGCAAUGAACCCACGUCACCCGCAUGUGCAAGGCACCUCGCAAGGUCCUGAUAUCUUCUUCCAAUGCGUUGAGGCAGGUAACACCUUCUACGAUGGCUUGGCAGAUCUCUUUGAAGAGAAGGGCAAGUUGGUCCAAGAGAAAACUGGUUUGCACUUUGCUCUUUAUGGCUACGAAGGCCACCCAGAGGCCAAGCAUGUGAUCGUGGUCAUGGGCAGUGCAGCAGUUACUUGCGGAGAGACUGCGAGCUUCUUGGCCAAACACAAGGGACAACGCGUCGGUGUUCUGAAGGUACGCCUCUUCCGACCCUGGGACAGCUCCCGCUUUUUGGCCGCUUUGCCAACCACAACGGAGCGCAUUUGCGUGUUGGAUCGUACAAAAGAACAAGGUUCACAAGGAGAGCCACUUUUGCUGGAGGUUGCCUCCAUGCUCCACUCCAGCGCCCACUCUGAGAUUGUCGUUAUCGGAGGUCGCUAUGGGUUGGGUUCUAAGGAGUUCACACCCAACAUGGCAUACUUUGAGUAUGAUGCCAAGAAGAGCGGCGGCGUCACCAUCAGCCACCUCAGGUUUGGACCGAAACCAAUUCAUGCUCCAUACAACGUCCGUGCUGCCGACUAUAUGGCCAUUCACAAGCCAAGCUACGUGCACAACUAUGACAUGACACGGUACUUGAAACAGAACGCAGUAUGCGUCAUCAAUUGCUCUUGGGAUGUCAGUGACUUGGAGAAGCAGCUGCCAGCCAAAAUGCGUCGGGAUUUGGCAGAGAAGAAGGCAAAGUUGUACAUUAUCGAUGCUACCAAGAUUGCCGUGAAGGCUGGACUUGGCAAGCGCAUCAACAUGAUCAUGCAGACCGUCUUCUUCAAACUCAGUGCGGUCAUGCCCUACGAAGAGGCAGUUGAGAUGCUGAAGAAGAGCAUCAAGAAGAUGUACGGCAAGAAGGGUGACAAAGUGGUCAAGAUGAACAUUGACGGUGUUGAUGCAUCCAUUGAGGGCAUUGUAGAAUGUGAAGUUCCAGCAGCUUGGGCAUCCUUGGCAAUUGAUAAGGAGGUCUGGGAGAAAGCAAAGGGCACCCGGCAUGACGUCAAAUAG